CGCGGUGUAUCGCGUCGACGUCAUGACGGCAUGUCCAUGCAAGGCUGUUCCUAAGCUUUAAGCCUAAGGCAUUAAGGCAUGUAUCCAAAUAUCGGACAUCAGACGCCAAAGAACCAGAAGCGGACUAGCGUGGAAUGUGUAGUGGGCCCAGGUUCCAUCAUGUAGCAAGCAACCUUAGAUCUAAAGACUCAAAGUGGGAACGGAUUCAUCGCAAUUUCGAGGAUUCGAGGAUUUCAUUCCGCCUUGAGAGAUAUUCACAUACACAUCCACGUCCAUAUCCACAUCCUCAUCCAUAUUCACGCCGUACGCACAUAUCCCUUGCGUCGCCUCCACUUUCGAUAACCAAGGUCCUCGGCUCUUCCUGGCAUCUUCCAACGUGUCGUCACCUAAUCCGUAAUUUGAGGGCAGUCCGACUGUGGACUGUUUUCGUACGGUCAAGCAUGUCUACGGUGCCGAGGUUUCCGGUACAACGUAUCCUGUACUGUAUAUUGUGUAUACAUCGUUCCCGAGUCAUCCCCAAGCAUGGCCAUUGGUUAAUCGUGUGGCAUGGAUGAAGGCCUCACAAUUCACUUCGGCCUAUCUCACGUUUCGUUUGCUUUUCAUCCUUCAGACUCAGUACCGGCCCGACUAUUUAUGCAGAAAGCGAAAAUUAGGAAGAAGCAAAUAGCCCCGGAGAAAGCACAAAAUAGUCCAGAGCCAUGACUUGCAUUUACCAUCUAU
Messenger RNA from Pseudovirgaria hyperparasitica, 720 nucleotides. RefSeq lists its product as uncharacterized. The coding region runs from base 135 to 554 and encodes 139 amino acids. Lineage: Eukaryota; Fungi; Ascomycota; Dothideomycetes; Acrospermales; Acrospermaceae. The transcript has a single exon. The record is from RefSeq and is a predicted model, not a curated record.